This is a messenger RNA of Phacochoerus africanus (Common warthog), 4666 nucleotides long. It is a transcript of the gene SNAPC4, whose product is annotated as small nuclear RNA activating complex polypeptide 4. The transcript is spliced from 25 exons. The record is from RefSeq and is a predicted model, not a curated record. Bases 239 to 4384 code for a protein of 1381 amino acids. Lineage: Eukaryota; Metazoa; Chordata; Mammalia; Artiodactyla; Suidae.
GUCGCCGAGCCGCAGUCGCGCUGCUGCUGCCGGAAGCGAACGGCGCCGAGGACCGGCUCCGGCUCUGCCUGCAGCAGCCCGUGUGCCACCCCCGCCCUCCGGGGGUGAGCAGCGCACUCCUGGCCUGGCUCUGGGGCGGUUGGACCACGUUCGCGUCCAUCGUUCUCCCUGUGCUGGUUGCAGCUGUGGAGCAGUGGACAGCGAAGAGCAGGCGGGCGCGGGGCGUCAGGCGGGAGGCAUGGAUAUAGACGCGGAGAGAGAGAAGAUAUCCAAGGAGAUCAAGGAGCUAGAGAGGAUUUUGGAUCCAGGCUCUUCGGGCAUCAAUGAGGACGUCUCAGAGUCGAGUCUGGAUUCGGAUUCUGAGGCAGAGUCACUGCCGGACGACGACGCGGACGCUACUGGCCCCCUGCUCUCGGAGGACGAGCGGUGGGGAGAUGCCAGCAACGACGAGGACGACGCAAAGGAGCGGGCCCUGCCCGAGGACCCCGAGACCUGCCUGCAGCUGAACAUGGUCUACCAGGAGGUGGUCCGCGAGAAGCUGGCCGAGGUCAGCCUGCUGCUGGCCCAGAACCGGGAGCAGCAGGAGGAGGUCUCGUGGGCCCUGGCGGGGUCUGGAGGCCGCAGGGUGAAGGACGGCCGGAGCCCGCCCGUGCGCCUGUACGUGGGGCACUUCAUGAAGCCCUACUUCAAGGACAAGGUCACCGGGGCGGGGCCUCCUGCCAACGAGGACACGCGGGAGAAGGCCGCCCAGGGCGUCAAGGCCUUCGAGGAGCUUCUGGUGACCAAGUGGAAGAGCUGGGAGAAGGCCCUGCUCCGGAAGGCCGUGGUGAGCGACCGCCUGCAGCGUCUGCUUCAGCCCAAGUUGCUGAAGCUGGAGUACCUGCAGCAGAAGCAGAGCCGGGCGACGAGUGACGCGGAGAGGCAGGCCCUGGAGAAGCAGGUCCGCGAGGCCGAGAAGGAGGUGCAGGACAUCAGUCAGCUGCCAGAGGAGGCCUUGCUCGGCCACAGGCUGGACAGCCACGACUGGGAGAAAAUUGCCAACGUGAACUUCGAAGGCGGCCGCAGCGCGGAGGAGACCCGCAAGUUCUGGCAGAACCACGAGCACCCGAGCAUCAACAAGCAGGAGUGGAGCGCGCAGGAGGUGGACCAGCUGAAGGCCAUCGCGGCCAAGCACGGCCACCUGCGGUGGCAGGAGAUCGCCGAGGAGCUGGGGACCCGCCGCAGUGCCUUCCAGUGCCUGCAGAAGUACCAGCAGCACAACGCAGCCCUGAAGCGCAGGGAGUGGACGCAGGAGGAGGACCGCAUGCUCACCCAGCUGGUGCAGGCCAUGGGUGUCGGCAGCCACAUCCCCUACCGGCGCAUCGCCUACUACAUGGAGGGGAGGGACUCCACGCAGCUCAUCUACCGCUGGACCAAAAGCUUGGACCCCGCCCUGAAGAAGGGGCUCUGGGCCCCAGAGGAGGACGCGAAGUUGCUCCAGGCAGUUGCCAAAUACGGGGAGCAGGACUGGUUUAAAAUCCGGGAGGAGGUGCCAGGUAGGAGCGAUGCCCAGUGCCGAGAUCGGUAUCUCCGGAGGUUGCGGCUGAGCUUGAAGAAGGGACGAUGGAGCGCCCAAGAAGAGGAAAGGCUCCUUGAGCUGAUAGGAAAACACGGCGUGGGUCACUGGGCGAAAAUAGCCUCUGAGCUCCCACACCGGACAGACUCCCAGUGCCUGAGCAAGUGGAAGAUCAUGGCCAGGAAGCAGCAGAGCCGGGGCAGGCGGCGGCGGCGGCGGCCGCUUCGCAGGGUGUGCUGGAGCUCCAGCAGCGAGGACAGCGGGGACAGUGGGGACAGCGGGGGCUCCAGCAGCAGCUCCAGCAGCAGUGAGGACGUGGAGCCGGAGGGAGCCCCAGAGGCCCGGGCGGAUGGCCAGGCGCCGCCAUCGGUGCAGCACCCCGUGCCGGACAUGGACCUGUGGGUUCCCACCAGGCAGAGCGCCAGGGUGCCGUGGGGAGUGGGGCCGGGGGCCUGGCCCGGCCACCGCAGCGCCUCCCCCAGGCCUCCCGAGGGCUCCGACGUGGCCCCAGGAGAGGAGACGGGCCGGGCCCAGGCCCCCUCCGAGACCCCAAGCACCAGCCUGAGAGGCGGCGGGUGCCCACGCUCGGCGGAUGCGCGCCCCUCGGGCUCCGAGGGUCUGGCGGACGAGGGGGCGAGGCGUCCGCUCAGGGUGCCCCUGGAGACAGUGCUGCGCGUGCUCAGGACCAACACGGCCGCCCUGUGCCGGGCACUGAAGGAGAAGCUGCGGCGGCCUCGCCUGCUCGGCUCACCCCUGGGGCCCAGCCCCAGCGAUGGCAGCGUGGCCAGGCCCCGCGUGCAGCCGCGGUGGCGCCGGAGACACGCCCUGCAGAGGAGGCUCCUUGAGCGCCAGCUUCUGAUGGCCGUGAGCCCGUGGGUGGGCGACGUCACCCUGCCGUGUGCGCCUUGGAGGCCCGCCGUGCUGCACAGGCGAGCCGAUGGCAUCGGGAAGCAGCUGCAGGGCGCCCGCCUGGCCAGCACCCCCGUGUUCACCCUCCUCAUCCAGCUGUUCCGGAUCGACACGGCCGGCUGCAUGGAGGUCGUUCGGGAGAGGAGGGCCCAGCCGCCUGCCCUGCCAAGCGGGGGGAGGGUGCCCUCGAGUGCCCGGAAUAGCCCAGGCCACCUCUUCCAGAACGGGUCAGCCCGAGGAGCAGCAAAGAAGAGUGCCAGCCACAGCGGGGGCACCGGGCCUCAGUCCCCACCAGCUCCAAGCGGACCCCGGCCCAAGCCCAAAACUGUGUCUGAGCUGCUUCGCGAGAAGCGUCUGCGAGAGGCCCGGGCCCGGAAGGCCGCCCAGGGCCCCGCGGUCCUCCCGCCCCAGCUGCUGCUCUCCUCGCCCGCGAUCCUCCAGCCGCUGCCCGCCCAACAGCUCCCGGGCUCCGGCGCCGUGCUCUCUGGGCCUGGGGGCCCGGCAGUAGCCAGUCCAAGUGCUCCAGGCCCCUGGGCCUCAGCCGAGGAGGGACCCCCAGCCCUGCACGCCUUGGCCCUCGCUCCGGCCUCCAUGGCAGCUGGCGUGACCCCUGCUGCCCCCAGGGCCCCAGCUCUGGGCCCCAGCCAGGUCCCUGCGAGCUGCCACCUGAGCAGCCUCGGACAGUCGCAGGCACCAGCCACGUCUCGGAAGCAGGGCCUGCCCGAAGCACCGCCUUUCCUCCCUGCAGCCCCCAGCCCCGUUCAGCUGCCUGUUCAGCCCCGCAGCCUAACGCCGUCUCUGGCUGCACACACGGGCGCGUCCCACGUGGUGGCCAGCACCCCUCUGCCCGUUACGUGGGUGCUCACAGCCCAGGGGCUGCUCCCUGUGCCAGCUGUGGUGAGCCUUCCCAGGCCAGCAGGGCCUCCUGACCCCGAGGGGCUGUCGGGGACACCUCCUCCUUCCCUGACGGAGACGCGGGCAGGCCAGGGCCCCAAGCAGCCCCCAGCCCACGUGAGUGUGGGGCCCGAUCCCCCUCCCAAGACACCCCCCACAGCCCACAGCCCUGCAGAGGGGCACGGUGAUGUGGCCCACGGCCCUGGGGGACCGUCCUGCCCCGGAGAAGCCCAGGUGGCUGGGGAGACAUCUGUACCCAGGACGUUGUCCCCGGCCAAGCCCCUGGCCGACCACCCUGAGGCCGAGCCUUGUGGGUCCAGCCAGCUGCCUCUGCCGGGUGGCCUUGGCCCAGGAGGGGCACCCACGAGGCAUCAGGGCCUGGAGAGGCCACCCCCACCCUGGCCUGGGCCUGAGAAGGGUGCCCCGGACUUGCGCCUCCUGUCCCAGGAGAGCGAGGCGGCCGUGCGGGGGUGGCUGACAGGGCAGCGGGGGGUGUGCGUGCCCCCACUGGCGGGCAGGCUCUCCUACCAGCCCCCCACGCUGUGCAGCCUGCGGGCGCUGUCUGGCCUCCUGCUCCACAAGAAGGCCUUGGAGCACAGGGCUGCCUCCCUGGUGCCCAGCGGGGCAGCCGGAGCCCAGCAGGCCCCCCUGGGGCAGGUGAGGGAGCGGCUCCAGUCCAGCCCGGCCUACCUGCUGCUGAAGGCACGGUUCCUGGCGGCCUUCGCCCUGCCCGCGCUCCUGGCCACCCUGCCGCCCCACGGCGUCCCCACCACCCUGUCGGCAGCCGCGGGGGUGGACUCCGAGAGCGACGACGACAGCCUGGAUGAGCUGGAGCUCGCUGACGACGGCGGACGGCUGGGGGGCUGGCCCAGUGGACGCCAGGCGGGGCCCGCAGCCCCCACCCCCACUCAGGGAGCACCAGGCCCUGGUGAGGGCUCGGCACCCCCCAGCCUGGAUUCUGACGACCUUGACAUACUCAGAACCCGGCACGCCUGGCACGCCCGGAAGCGGAGGCGGCUGGUGUGAGCGGUGGGGGAUUGCCCUAGGGCGACGCCCACUGCUGCGGCCCGGAGGAGGUGGGCCCGGGGCCCCCGCUGACCCCCUGACCCGCAGAAGAAAGGCUCUGCCAGCAGCGACCACGUCAUGACGUGCGCAUCAGAGCAGCGGAGGGGCAAAGACAUGGGGGGGCUCCCUGGGGGGCAGCAGCUGGGUCACCGCCAUGGCACAGAUUCAAGUCCUUGGCCUAGGAACUGCCCCAGCCGCAGGUGCAGCCAACAAAUAAAUAAUUUUUGUAGAAGUCCUGUUGGG